Molecule: messenger RNA, 779 nt
Organism: Spirodela intermedia
Lineage: Eukaryota; Viridiplantae; Streptophyta; Magnoliopsida; Alismatales; Araceae
Source: the annotation of a GenBank genome assembly
AUGGCUGCGGCAGAGCAGCUCCUCCGCCUGUUGCCGCCUUGCGGUCGCACCCUCGCCACCUUGAUCUACACCCCCCGCCGGCUCAAUCCGCCGGCCAAUCCCAUCCUCCCCACCAAAGCCAUGCCCCUGAAGCCGUUCGAUUCCCCGUGCCGCUCCCCCCGCCGUCGCUGGCUUCUUGUUCCAGUGCCCAAGGCCUCGCCGGAGGGUGACGACGCCGGCCCCGCCGGCGACGACGACGGGGUCUCCCUCGGCACCAUGAAGCUGCCGCCAAACACCGACCUUACCCGGUUCGAGACACUGCUCUUCCAGGUGAGUGUCAUCAAAUAAUCCCCAAGAGUACACAGCCCCCCACAACCUCUUUCCGAGACGGCGAUCUUGACGGCGCUUUUUUUCAGUGGGCGAAUAGCCUCUGCCAGGGAGCCACUCAACCCCUCCCCGUCCCGCUCAAGGUCGGUACCGCCGCCAUAUCCAUAUCCUUCCUUCUCCUCCGACGACGAAUGAUACGAAUAAUAUGAACGGUGGAUCACCGGCCGCUGCAGGUAGACAGGGUGAGGGGAGGCGCCCGGCUGGGCUUCGUGAAGAUGGGAGAUGGAGAGGUGGAAGUGCCGGUUUACAUCGACUGCUUCGUCGUCCCGGCGAGCGGCGGCGCCGCUGGCCCGAUGUUCAGGGCCGUACGGAACGGGCCCCAGAAGGACGAGGUCGCCCCCGGCGAGCAGAGGAUAAUGAGGAGCCUCCUUGAAGCGCUGCAGAAGUCGGUGCAGAUCGCCACCGCUGCCUGA